UCGGCCGCCAUGUUGGCUGGCGUGUGGGUGUCAAACGCUGCACGGGCUCGGGUCGCUCCCGCCUCUCCAGCGUUGCCGGCGGCUGCAGCCUUGCACUGGCGCGGGCCGGGAACGGAGGGCAUGGCUUGCAGCUUCUGGGACCUGAGGAUUUGGAGGAGGAAAUGACUGUUGAACAUCUUUCUGUUCCCCCUGCAUUACGCCACUGAAGCUCUUCCUAGAGUGCAGACUCAGGGGAAAGAAAAGUUUCUCUUGAAGGGCUUUACAUUUCUGACAAAAGAUAAAAAUGACAACUUCAUCUAUCAGACGGCAGAUGAAAAACAUUGUGAACAAUUACUCAGAGGCUGAAAUCAAAGUUCGGGAAGCCACCUCCAAUGACCCGUGGGGCCCAUCUAGCUCUCUGAUGACUGAGAUUGCUGACCUGACCUACAAUGUAGUGGCUUUUUCAGAGAUCAUGAGCAUGGUUUGGAAGCGACUUAAUGACCAUGGGAAGAACUGGCGGCAUGUGUACAAGGCCCUGACACUGCUGGACUACCUUAUCAAAACUGGUUCUGAGCGGGUAGCCCAGCAGUGCCGUGAGAACAUCUUUGCCAUUCAGACUCUGAAGGACUUCCAGUACAUUGACCGUGAUGGCAAAGAUCAGGGUAUCAAUGUGCGAGAGAAAUCAAAGCAGCUGGUUGCUCUCCUCAAAGAUGAGGAGCGAUUGAAGACUGAGAGGAUCCAGGCUCUCAAAACCAAAGAGCGCAUGGCUCAGGUGGCCACUGGCGUGGGCAGCAACCAGAUUACCUUCGGCCGUGGCUCCAGCCAGCCCAACCUUUCUACUAGCUACUCGGAGCAGGAGUAUGGCAAGGCUGGGGGCUCACCGGCCUCCUACCAUGGCUCACCAGAGGCCUCGCUGUGCCCCCAGCACCGCACAGGGGCCAUGCUGGGUCAGAGUGAGGAGCUGCAGCCACUGAGCCAGCGCCACCCCUGCCUGCCGCACCUGGGGCUAGCCUCCCGUCCAAAUGGCGACUGGGCCCAGCCCUGCCUCACUUGUGACCGCGCAGCCCGAGGUCCUCCUAGAGCUCCACAGAGCUUCCUCUCCUUUUCCUCUGCCCUAGACUGGGACUCAGCUACUUCCCCACGAGUGUCUUCAGAGCUGGAGCAGGCCCGGCCACAGACGAGUGGAGAAGAGGAGCUGCAGCUGCAGCUGGCACUUGCCAUGAGCAGAGAGGUGGCAGAACAGUCAUCAGAAAGCGUGCAGACAGCCAGAGGCAGCAAGGAAGAACGCCUCAGGCGGGGUGAUGACCUCAGAUUGCAGAUGGCUCUGGAAGAAAGCCGGAGAGACACAGUUAAAGUUCCAAAAAAGAAAGAGAUGAAAGCUUGCUGCAAGCCGAGCUCCCACUCACAGCAGACUACUUUGUUGGAUUUAAUGGAUGCUCUCCCCAGCUCAUGCCCUGUUACCCAGAAAACUGAACCCUGGGGCCCAGUGGCCUCUGCUAACCAAACCAACCCCUGGAGUGGAACAGCAGCUCCUGCGAACAUUUCCGAACCCUGGCCAUCAUUUGGUACUAAGCCAGCCGCCUCUGUGGACCCAUGGGGAGUGCCUACCACAGUCAGCACACAGUCUGUCCCUAAGAACCCAGACCCCUGGGCAGCCUCACAGCAGCCUGCCUCCAGUGCUGGGAAAACAGCAGAUGCCUGGGGACCUGCCAAGCCUGGCUCUGCCUCAGGGUCCUUUGAACUCUUCAAUAAUUUCAAUGGUACAGCUAAAGAUGACUUUUCUGAAUUUGACAACCUUCGAACUUCAAAAAAGCCAGCUGAAUCAGGGGCCUCAGUACCACCCCAGGACAGCAGAACCACAAGUCCUGACCUCUUUGAGUCUCAACCCCUGACUUCUGCCUCCAGCAAGCCUAGCAGUGCCCGGAAAACACCUGAGUCCUUCCUGGGCCCUAAUGCAGCCCUGGUGAACCUGGACUCCCUGGUGACCAAACCUGCACCACCAGUCCAGUCCCUCAAUCCGUUUCUGGCACCAGGUGCUGCCACCCCAACCCCUGUCAACCCCUUCCAGGUCAACCAGCCCCAGCCGUUGACACUGAAUCAGCUUCGGGGGAGCCCUGUCCUUGGGAGCAGUGCAUCCUUUGGGUCUGGUCCAGGGAUGGAACCUGUGGCUCCUGUGACCUCAGUAGCCCCACACUCAACAUUGGGGGCCAGUGGCUCUUCGUUAACACCACUAGGCCCUACAGCAAUGAACAUGGUAGGCAGUGUGGGCAUUCCCCCAUCAGCAACUCAGGCCACGGGCACAACCAACCCUUUCCUUCUCUAGUGCCCAGGCUGGUAUUUGCCUGAGUGAACACCCAGAGUGCCGAGCCCAAGGAGGUCAAGUGGGAACUCACUCUGAUUUGUGUAAUGGUCGAGAAUGUGGUGGUAGGGGUGUUAGAGCUUCAGGUCCAGCUUCCUGGUGAAAGGGUGGUUAUUAUAGUCCAGACUUUCAGGCUGGAGUACGGGUGGGAUGGCCUCCCUGUCCUAGCUGGGCCCCUGUCUGUGUCUCUUCCUAAGUGCUCAGCUCUGACUGUGCUCCACUGAGGUCUUGAACAAAGAGGUGUUAUCAGUGUUGCCCAAGAUUCUGGGAUGCUGUCUAGCCCAGGACUUGGGACAGUUACAUUGUGUGCCCCACCCCAGCACACCUCAGGGUGUGGACAAGGUGAAGCUCUGGCCCCACUCCCCACUGACUGUUGGAAAGUGGUUCUGCAUAUUUUACUUUUCCUUAGACUCGUGGGAGUCUGAGAUAAACACUAGUGUGGGGCUUUAAGCUGACCAGAGCACAGCCCUGCCCCGUGGCUCUGUGCUUGUGCACGUUUGCACAUUUUGUUGAGUACAGUUUCCUAUUUCAGUUUGCAGAAUUAUCUAAUAGUCUUUUUUUGGCUAAUAUUUUUAUAAUGUGGUUCUUAUUUAACUGUCUAGUUUUGAUAGAAUUGACCAAGUCUGGCUGAAUUAAGGUCUUGGCACGUAUUAUUUUAGUGGUCUAAUUUCUCUUAUUUAUGGUUUUAACUGUAAGAAAACUUUAAAAGAAGAGAUAUUUGGAUGACAAAAAUAUGCCUUAUGGAAAACUAAGCAAAUUCUUUAUAGGAAAAAAAUUGAGAAUUUGAUUACACAGAAAGAAUUUUAUUAAAACAAAACAAAAACUUCCAACCAUAACAAAAACCUGCAGCCUCCAGUUGCCUUUUUCCUUUUUUCAGCUCUUUUGAUGAAUUACCAAAUCAGUUGAUCCUUCAGCCUUUUGCCUAGAUCCUGAGAGGCUUUUUUGCUACUAGUAUAUUGACAUCUUAAUGUUAAAGGAAAAACAAACACGCAUGAUUGUGACUUGCCAGUUUUUAUCGACUACUUCCUUUCUUUGUACCUGGCGCACAGGGAUUGCCAGGAACUUCCGUUUACUGCACACCAGAAGUGUGGCUGGGGCCCCAUCGUCAUGCUCAGGUUAAUGAGACUGUGUGAAAAUGGGGGGGCUGUGCACUUCUGGGCUCAUAGGUCACCCGAGUUAGGACAGGGACUGACUCUGAUGUGUGCUGCCAGCUCCACUCAGACUGUUGACCAGGAAGUGAUCAUACCUUAUGUUGGAGAUGAAAAAGAAUGUUCACAUGGCGUCCAUUUUUAACAGACGCGCACUGAUACUAUAUUCUCUGCCGACCUCCUGUUUCCUCACUCACUUACUGCUAAGGAAAGUAUUAAAUCCUGAAUUAGAGACCACAGACUUGCUUUUCCUCAGAGAAAGGAUUGCUCCUUCUUGGUCCUGGCAGUUUGUGUGGCUGGCCUUUCUGCCCUGUCUCACUAUAUGAAGUUCUUACUUCAAGGACACCCAACCCCAUGCCAGCCCCUCUGCAUCCAGGGAAAGUUUUGGUCCUCAGCAUCUAUAUGGUUGACUGAGUGGUUCCUGCUUGAGGAGGACUGCACUCAAGCCCCUCCUGAGUCUGAGAGCCCACAUGCUGCUCCUAGGCCCCGCAGACCAAGGUCCCUUCCUAAUUACACGCUCCUCCCAGGGCUAGAGGCCUACGGGUGGGCUUGGGCUCUGCUGUUGAGGAAGACUGAAGACUGGGCUCCUGCUUGGGACAGGGGGACAGGGCAGUGUUUCAGAUGGCACUUCCUUCGGAUUGGAUAUGCCAGGUCCAGAUCUGCCUGCUGAGGGCCGGUGAUUCUGCUGCAGAAGAUGAGAGUCCUUCUGACUGAGGCCCCACCCCAAUAGCCACUCGGUUCCCUCCUCCCACAGGAUAUCCAGCGCAUGUCCCUGUUACCCACUGCACUGAUCAUGAAGCCACUGGCCACUGCCAUGUGUGUUGCACACGUGCCACCAUGCCCUUCCUGACGGACACCCUAGGGAAGAUAUCCAGCUGUUCCUCAGACCCAGGGCUGGUGGUUGGUUUUGGAUUCGUGUUGACUGUUGAUACUUAUUUACUGUAUAAAUAUAAUUUAUCAUUUGUAUCAUGA
Molecule: messenger RNA, 4458 nt
Organism: Chionomys nivalis (European snow vole)
Lineage: Eukaryota; Metazoa; Chordata; Mammalia; Rodentia; Cricetidae
Gene: Epn2
Product: epsin 2
Exons: 12
Coding region: 284-2302 (672 amino acids)
Biological process (GO): endocytosis
Cellular component (GO): clathrin vesicle coat; endosome; plasma membrane
Molecular function (GO): phospholipid binding; clathrin binding
Source: RefSeq, a predicted model, not a curated record